Messenger RNA from Desarmillaria tabescens, 927 nucleotides. RefSeq names its product peptidase C14, caspase domain-containing protein. The record is from RefSeq and is a predicted model, not a curated record. Gene Ontology annotation, molecular function: cysteine-type endopeptidase activity. The transcript is spliced from 2 exons. Bases 1 to 927 code for a protein of 308 amino acids. Lineage: Eukaryota; Fungi; Basidiomycota; Agaricomycetes; Agaricales; Physalacriaceae. Gene Ontology annotation, biological process: proteolysis.
AUGUGGACUGGAAGUAUAUCCCUCCACGCCAAGUGUCACGACACUUCUCGAUUCUACGCUGUCCUUAUUGGCAUCGACGAGUAUGCAUCCUUUCCGCUUAAUGGUUGUGUAUCAGACGUACGAUUGAUGAAGAAGUACUUGACUAAGGACCUCGGCGUGCCCCACGAUCGCAUCCAGCUGCUUCUUGGAUCCGAGGAGCAUAUAUCCCCUGAGGAUCCAAAGUACCCUUCCCGCACCCACAUCAUCGACGCACUUCUCGGCAUCAUUACCAACCCUCAGAUCAAAUCCGGCGACAACAUCAUCAUCUACUACGCCGGACAUGGCUCAUACUACCCACCUCAAAGCAGAAAACCUUUUAGUGUGAACGAAUACAUUGACACGCUAUGCCCCAUCGAUCGCGAUAUCGUUAACAAUGGCAAACCUGUCCCCGAUAUCAGCGACCGUGAAUUCAAUACCAUCCUAACCCUAAUCUCCCGAGUCAAGGGUGAUCACAUCACCGUUAUUCUUGACUGCUGUCACUCUGGUAGCAUCAGUCGAGGUUUGCCUGAGCCGGGAGCACACACUACUUACCCAAUGGCGCAUGCAACCCUUCACGACAUGCUCGUCGCCGGGGAGGAGCGUUUGAAGGAGUAUCCGGGAUAUCGCUCCAUUUUGGAAGAAGGAUGGCUCUCAGAUAUGGACUCCCACGUUGUCUUGGUGGCCUGUAAGAAGCAUCAGUUUGCGAAGGCAAAAGAGGUGGACGGGACGGCUGGCGCUGUGGAGUACAUUGGAAUCUUCACCGACUCGCUUGUGCGCACUCUCCAGUCAGACUGCUACAAGAAGGAAACAACAUACGCUGAUCUGGUUCACUUUUUGGAUAAGACGCCGCACCAGACACCGGUCGUUGCUGGGAAAUGCAAGGACGCGCGUGUCUGGUAUCAGGAAUGA